This is a messenger RNA of Drosophila takahashii, 823 nucleotides long. Its product is annotated as S-phase kinase-associated protein 1. The record is from RefSeq and is a predicted model, not a curated record. Gene Ontology annotation, molecular function: cullin family protein binding. Lineage: Eukaryota; Metazoa; Arthropoda; Insecta; Diptera; Drosophilidae. Gene Ontology annotation, cellular component: cytoplasm; nucleus. Gene Ontology annotation, biological process: SCF-dependent proteasomal ubiquitin-dependent protein catabolic process.
AUCAAAACAAAUAUAUUUUUAAAUACCCAUUCAAAGGUACCAAAUUUCCAAAGAUGUCGACCACUUCUUCACAAUUAGAAGAACCAAAAUAUAUUGAACUAAGGACCAACGAUGGCGUGAUUCAUACAGUGAACACUCGCUUGGCCCUACAGAUGGGACCCAUUCGUGAUUUGAUAAUGCUGGAGAAAGAGAAGAAGGUUAACGCGAUUGAUGCUAUUCCAUUGGCCAGAGUCGAUGCCAAAAACAUGCGAUUUAUAAUCAAGUGGUCAGCAGCGAUUCAACGUCUUAGAGGAAAUGUAGAGCUUAAGCGUAAAACGAUUCUUAAACAACUUCUUAGCGAAGAGGAUGCCGACUAUGGGUUCCUUUUGCAACUCAUCCUGGCCUCAAACUAUCUGCAGCUGGAGAAUUUGCUGAAGGCUUCGACUAAUCUCCUGGCAGAUUCCAUCGAGGCAUGCGAAAGUGUCCAGGAGAUUUGUAAACGUUUCAACGUACCAACCGACUCAUUAUAAAGGUUCCAAAAAGCAUUCAGUAUUAUUAAGGAGAUCGUAGUUACUUCAGCCCGGAAACCGAUCUUUAUAAAUUUAUAAGUGUAAUAUAUCAUAAAUCCAAUUUGUUCAAGAUCUCUUGUUCAUUUUGUCACCAGUUGAAAAAGCCUUAGAAAUCUAAAAAAUGCAUUUUUGUAUGUAAAACAAUUUUUAUAAAAUCUUGCUAUUUCUGACCAGACAAUCAGCCGCUGCAAUAAAGAAAAUAACAUUCUAAUUGAAUUUUUUGUAGAAAAAACACAAUAUUUUUUGUAAGUAAUUAAAUCUUUAUUAAAUCUCAA